Molecule: messenger RNA, 2500 nt
Organism: Aspergillus calidoustus
Lineage: Eukaryota; Fungi; Ascomycota; Eurotiomycetes; Eurotiales; Aspergillaceae
Source: the annotation of a GenBank genome assembly
CGGUAAAUCGUCGCGUGCACCUCCAGAACUUCUCCCCAAGCAAUCAGCUGCCAACAACCCCUUCCCUGUCGCCUCUCUCCCCGUAUGGAACUUGAGAACUAGAGCUAUCUCUGGUCGGUGCCAUGGACAAGCACCCCCGCGAUGAAUCUCCAUCCGGUCUAUCAGAUAUUGUCGAGCGUGACGGCCUCUUGGGGACCGGCAUCACCACUCGUCAUAUCGAGGCCUUUGGGAGAAAAGUCACAUCAACUGCUGGGCACUUGAUGGGGCCGUCCGGCGAUACAACCACAAACACCCACUAUCACAACGCUAUGGUGGACAUCCACCGCGAGCUCCGGCGCCCCGAUACACAGCGCAGAGUAUUUGCCCUCACACAGACUACGCCGACCGACCUUGUUCGCUCCAAGCUGUCGACAUCCGAAAUCCAGUCGCGCGCCCUCUCGUCGCUUCCCGAUGAGCUCCUUGCAAACAUACCCGAAGACUCCAGCACCUACUCGCUGUUCCAGGGCUUCCAGGCUACCCAGGAUGACCAAGAAUACAGAAAGACCCAUCGCCGGGGGAGGUCAAAGAGCAAGAAGCUGCUAAAAGAGAAGGGUGCCAGUGCCGAGCAGGCUCUUCCGUCCACGUCGAGCGACCUGAAGAAGGAGCGGGAUCUGCUGAACCGGCGGAUGGAGCUGAUGGGGGUUCGCAAGAAUAUGUGCAGCUCGGAGAUUCUUGACAUUGACAAUAAGAUUGCGAAUUUUCAUCGGAUGCGCCAGAUUGUGUUGGAUCGGCUGGCGGGCUUGGAGAUGGAGGAGGCGGAGCUAGAACAUGAGGUCACUGAGAUCGAGAAUAAAUUGGAGGAUAUGCAAGAGGAAGAGGCGCAGAACCAACCUGUCGCCACACCAGGCUCGUCCGAGGCCAACGAUGACUCUCUCGUUUCGGAAGACCCGGCUAUGGAUGCAAGCUUCAUGUCGGAAUCAAUAUAUCAGAAGCUACCUUCACCGCGCAGCCUGAAGCAUCGCUCGAUACGGAAACGGUCUAUGCCGGUACUACAUGAGCACUUUGCGCCCGGCUCGGAAAUCAAGGAAAUGCAGGCGCACAACGAUGUCGUAACGGCGAUCGACUUUGACUACCCGUUUGGAACCAUGAUCACAGCAGCUCUAGAUGACACAGUCCGAGUUUGGGAUCUUAAUGUCGGCCGGUGUACAGGCUUCUUGGAGGGACACAACGCCUCUGUUCGGUGUCUCCAGAUUGAAGAUAAUAUCGUUGCGACAGGCUCUAUGGAUGCUUCGGUCAAGCUAUGGGAUUUGAGCCGUGCUAGAUCGGGUCAUAAAGAUAACCGUCUCAACAAGGGAGAGGAGGACGAUGCUGCCACCACGACUAGUCUGGAAGACUGCUUUGUUUUCUCCUUGGACGCCCACGUUGACGAGGUGACGGCACUUCAUUUCAAGGGCGAUACGUUGGUAUCAGGGUCUGCCGACAAGACGCUGCGACAAUGGGACUUAGUCAAAGGGCGCUGUGUACAAACCCUGGAUGUGCUAUGGGCAGCUGCGCAAGCAUCAUCGCUAGGGAGUGACUCGCAAUGGCGACCGUCAGGACGCAUGCCAGACGCUUCUGCAGACUUUGUUGGAGCCGUGCAGUGCUUUGAUGCAGCUUUGGCGUGCGGUACCGCUGAUGGUAUGGUGCGACUAUGGGAUCUUCGUAGCGGUCAGGUUCAUCGAAGCCUCGUGGGCCACACCGGUCCUGUGUCAUGUCUGCAGUUUGACGACGUACAUCUAGUAACGGGCAGUCUCGACCGCAGUGUCAGAAUAUGGGAUCUCCGGAUGGGCUCGAUAUACGACGCAUAUGGCUACGACAAGCCAAUCACUAGCAUGAUGUUCGACACGAAGCGGAUCGUCGCCGCGGCAGGAGAGAGCGUGGUCAAAGUCUACGACAAAGCCGACGGCAACCACUGGGACUGCGGUGCCGGAGUUGGUGCCGACGAGACAGGACCCGGCCCUGCUAUUGUCGAGCGCGUGCGAAUCAAGGACGGAUUCCUCAUCGAGGGUCGUAGGGAUGGAGUGGUCGCGGCUUGGACCUGCUGAACCAAGCGUAUAUGAAGCCGACCGAUGUCAUGCAACUUCACAAGGUCGGUCACGUACAUGUCGAUUGUCUGCGCAUCUGUAUAUUACAUUUUAUUUUUGGAGUACAAUAGAAGGAAGGGUGGUUGUCCCUACGGUCGGACUGUCGUCGUUUCUCGAGUUAUUUCCUGGGGGUGGAAUAAGACAAAGAUAAGUGUGAUAAAGGUCGUCCAAAACCAGGAGUAAAGAUUGUAAAAAGAGAUGAAGGGAUAAAGGGUUCAAGUUUCAAGGAAGAAUCGCCGUCAAUCGGAGACGGGCUCUUUGUAUGUUUUAUCCUCGAUCUGAGACCCAAACUGUACCAAAUUGCUUAGUGGUACCAGUCAUCCAUGAUACCCUAGGGAAUUUGCUCAUUCUGCAGACUUGGCUAUCCUCGUGGCUCCCAAGGCUUUUGAUGCCGAGCC